Molecule: messenger RNA, 381 nt
Organism: Schistocerca gregaria
Lineage: Eukaryota; Metazoa; Arthropoda; Insecta; Orthoptera; Acrididae
Gene: Pfdn1
Product: prefoldin subunit 1
Exons: 1
Coding region: 1-381 (126 amino acids)
Biological process (GO): protein folding
Cellular component (GO): prefoldin complex; cytoplasm
Molecular function (GO): protein folding chaperone
Source: RefSeq, a predicted model, not a curated record
AUGUCGAAGACGGUGGAUUUAGAAUUAAAGAAAGCAUUUAAGGAAUUGCAACAAAAAAUGCUGGAAACAACGCAGCAGCUAAAAGUUGCAGAUGCCAGGAUAGAAGUUCUGAAGCAAGGUAUGAGACACACGCAGCUCACAGGAAAGGAACUUAGCAGCAUGCCACCCGAUACAAAAAUGUAUCAAGGAGUGGGUAGAAUGUUCGUCUUGACUGAUGUAAACGAAAUUAAAACGUCGUUGGACAAGAAACAUGAAAGUUACUCCCAGAAAAUUAAACAGCUGGAAAACAAUAAAAUGUAUUUGGAAAGGAAUUUGAAAGACAGCGAAAAUAACCUCCGAGAAAUGAUUCAGCAACGUAAAGAAGCUGGAGACACCAACUGA